CUCAGAUUCCGCUCGACAACCUGCGCUGACUAAUUGAGAACACAAUGUCUGAUGAAAGCGACGCAGUUUCGCGCCAGAAUGCCCAGGAACGCGCCGUAGGCAUAUCAGUCUUUGUGAAGCCUGAAGUUCCUGGCUUCCAGUGUGUCGUUAAACAGCGCUAUACCGAUUUCCUCGUCAACGAAGUCCUGCCGAACGGAGAAGUCUUACACCUUACCGAUGUGUCUCACGACCAGAAUCACAAGAGAAAGCGCGAGCCCGAGGAUGAGUCGCAGAAGAAGAAGAAGAAGCUGAAGGAGAAUGGCCACGCAGAUGCCACUGUUGAAGCAAAUGAGAUGCAGAAAGACUCCAGUGGAGAUGCUGUACAUGCAGAUGCUCUUCAGAAUGGCUCUGAGGCCCAAGUUGAGGCAGACGCUGAAGCAUCUGCAGAGGACAUCAAAGUUGCCAAAGCUCAAGCUAUCGCGAGCAUAGCCGAUGCGGACAAGGCCGUGUUGAAGGAUGUCUUCGGUGAUGAUACCACAUUCGCUAUUCUUGGUCUUUAUGCCAAUGUUAUCGCUUAUCCAGAGCGCAAAGCGAGAAACUUUCAGCCUGUGAACUCCAGUCCGAUUGCCGAGAAAUCGAAGCGUACUGAAGCCCAUCUGUGCAUUCGCCGCAUCUUCAGUUCGAAGCUGGAAACGCUCACAGUUCAAGACCAAGAACACAAGUCUGGGGCGGGCACUGUCAUUGAGAUCAAGGCGGCGCCACCUAAAGCACCGUCUAGCGUACACGCCGAAGGCCGAAAGAAUGACCAGCAGCGAGGUAAGCAGAAUUGGUCUGAUCUUGGAGGGGAAUACCUGCACUUCACGCUCUACAAGGAAAACAAGGACACCAUGGAAGUGCUCUACUUCCUUGCUUCUCAGCUGAAAAUGCAUAUGAAGCAUUUCGGGUUCGCGGGCACAAAGGAUCGCCGAGGAGUGACUGUCCAGAGAGUCUCCAUCCACCGUGUCAGACGAGAACGCUUGGAGCAACUCAACAAGCACGCCAGAGGGUUCCGUGUUGGCGGUCCUUGGGAGUAUAGAACUGAAGGCCUUGAUCUUGGCAUGGCCAAAGGCAAUGAGUUUAUGAUCACUCUCCGUGAUGCUCGUUUUGAGGGCAUUACCGAAUCCGCUUCAAUGGAUCAAAAGCUUCAGCAUGCUCAGGGCAUAGCAAAAGCAGCGGCGUCAAAUCUGGCCGCGUCUGGCUUCCUUAACUACUAUGGCUUGCAGCGCUUUGGCACCCACAGCAAUGGGACUCAUGCCAUCGGCAUGAAAAUGCUGCAAGGUGACUUGAAAGGCGCUAUCGACUCUAUCUUGUCUUAUGAUCCAACGCUUCUGGAAGAAGACGAGUCUGCACAGUCAAACGGCGACAAUGCACCCCGAAGAAUGGUUCCACAAGAGGAUGUGUACCGCGCAAGAGCUAUACAUGCAUUUCGCAAAUCCGGAACUUCUGGCGAGGCCUUGUCGCAUCUUCCUGGCAACCGCUUUUCUGCCGAAAAAGGCCUGAUAACUCAUCUUGGCAAACGAGAUCGGAAGACGGGGCGACUUCCCAAUGAGAACGACUAUCAAGGCGCCUUGAUGAUGAUUCAGCGGAAUUUGCGACUCAUGUACGUUCAUGCAUAUCAGAGCUUCGUAUGGAACACUGUCGCAGGCAAACGCUGGGAGCGAUCUGGUGACAAGGUCGUAGAAGGUGAUCUGGUUGUAGUUGGCGAAAAGGAUACUGGGUCUGAUCCCAGUAAUAGCAUCAAGGCACCAGCUCAAGAAGUAGACGAUCAUGGCGAGCCUGUCGUUCAUCCAAAUGCUCCUGGCGACAAGGGAAAUGAUGGCGGCGAAGCUGAAGAUCCUUUUGUUCGUGCCCGUCCUCUUAGCAAAGAUGAGGCAGAGAGCGGGCGUUUUGAUAUCUUUGACCUGGUCUUGCCGCUUCCAGGAUUCGACGUUGUCUAUCCGAAGAACGAGGUCGGCAAGUUCUAUGAGGAUUUUAUGGCUUCUGAAGAGGGAGGCAAACUCGACCCGCACAACAUGCGGCGCUCCUGGAAAGAUAUUUCGUUAUCUGGGGGAUAUCGCAAGAUGUUUGCGCGACCUCUUGGCGAGGUCGAGGUUGAUGUGAAGGCAUAUAGCGGCCUAGAAGAACAAAUGGUCGAAACUGACCUCGAGAGAUUGUCCAAAGACAGCGAGUCGGAGGCGGAGGCGCGCGUCGAAAAAGCUUCCUCGGGGGAGAAGGACAAGCUUGCGAUUUUACUCAAGCUCAAGCUUGGUAGCAGUCAAUAUGCUACGAUGGCAUUACGAGAGCUCAGCAAGGGUGGAGCCAUUGCAUUUACACCAAGCUACUCCGUCACAAAUCGAUAGAUCGAAGGCGGAGCUGUCCUGUGUCGAAGCGGCAAAUUCAGUUCGGGAAGCCGAAGCCAGAAGCCAAUCAAGCUCAGCAUGAAAGC
Molecule: messenger RNA, 2443 nt
Organism: Pseudocercospora fijiensis CIRAD86
Lineage: Eukaryota; Fungi; Ascomycota; Dothideomycetes; Mycosphaerellales; Mycosphaerellaceae
Exons: 1
Coding region: 45-2357 (770 amino acids)
Biological process (GO): pseudouridine synthesis
Cellular component (GO): nucleus
Molecular function (GO): RNA binding; pseudouridine synthase activity
Source: RefSeq, a predicted model, not a curated record